AUGGUUUCGGGUUUCGUUUCGGGCGUUCAAGGACAUAUCAUCUCAAACAAGUUCGUGGUUUUAGCGAAAGUGCGGCACUCGCAGCGCAUGAAUGAGGCCUUGAUACCAAUUUGGAUUAUUACCGAAAUGGAUGGGACAAUCAACUGCGCUCAUUGUUUGGGAUGCAACGCGGGAUUAGCCGAGUCAUGCUCCCAUAUAGCCAGCGUGCUUUUUUAUCUCGAGACCUGGACGACGUUAAAUAGACGGCUAUCGUGUACUCAAAUGAAGUGCUCCUGGAUACUACCAAACUUUGCAAAAGUGGUUGAAUGCGCCAGGUCAGAGACAUAA
Molecule: messenger RNA, 327 nt
Organism: Porites lobata
Lineage: Eukaryota; Metazoa; Cnidaria; Anthozoa; Scleractinia; Poritidae
Source: the annotation of a GenBank genome assembly